AUGCAGUCGCUUUUCAACAAGGACGUGUCAGUUCACAUCCUGAACGCUGUGGUGGCGCUCCUAGACGUUCUGGUGUGCGGCGUUCACGUCCGUCUGCUGCACGUAGUCUACCCCAUGUGCUUCGGGCUGUUCUACGUCAUCUUCGCGCUGAUCUACUGGGGAGCGGGCGGUAAGGACGCCGAGGGAAACCCUUACGUGUACAGCAUCAUAGACUUCAGUGGGGACCCAGGGCUAGCAGCCGGAGUGUGCGUCGGGCUGAUUUUCCUGGCGGUGCCGCUGGCUCACGGGUUCCUGUACCUGCUGUACCGCCUGAGGUGCGUCCUUGUGCGCAUGUACGAGAACAAGUUACAGGGAGAGAGGGAGGAGCAGGCUGUCAUGCGGCGCAUGGGCAGUAGCCUCCAGGCAGACGUGUCAGCUGGAUAAAAAAAUCAAAAUACGGCCUAAUACGGCAAAAUAAGUUACUUUGGGUGCAAUAUAUCCAGCUACCCGGCCGGCUUCAGUUCACUCGUACUCCUAGGCCAAUCAUCUCCUACUAGAUUUUUAUUCCUAACUUCACCAAAGUCCCCUAUUACUAUUCGGCCAGGCGGGAGUUUGGUAGAGAUUUCGACUUCAAUGGCAGAGUACCGACAUUUUUGCUAGCUCAUCAGAAAUGUGUCUCAACAAUACCAUGUACAACACAAAAUACUGUCCAUUCGCAUUUCAAUGUAUUUUAUCUCAACCGUACACACCGUUUUUGUUAUUUUCUUGUAAGCAUGCGCAAUUGGAUUUGGAAAUUACUGGGUAAAAUGAUAUUUAGAAGCUUGCCGAUAGAGCACAAACUUAACCGCGUACACAAUUCACUUAGAUUCCAAAUUGACACUAGUACUAGUAAAUAUAUGUUGGGUAGUGUUCUUUUUGAUAAAGGGUUUGGCACCAUUUUGGCUGGAAUGAUUUUUAUAUGACGUGAGUGAAUUUUAAUUUUGAUUUUAAUGACCCGCCCUGAGGUGUAAAUGGUGCCAUAAUUCAUAGUCUUGUUUGUUUAUUGAGAUCUAGACUAUAACUACCGGAUGAAUGACCAAGAUGACCGAGCAAGAUUUCAGCAAUAAAUCAUGAUAAACGAUACUUUGUGCAAUAGAUAAGGAUUCGCUUGAGCAAAUAUAAAGUUGAAUGUAACACGUAGCAUUACAGAUAUGCCAAUAUACAUACAUGUAUCAUGUAUGGUGAAAUAUAUAUGUAUUACGAAUGAUUUUUCUUUAUUCAAAUCAAUGUAUUCUUUCAGCAUGAAUAUUGCAAAAAUAAACUCAGUGAACGAA
This is a messenger RNA of Branchiostoma floridae (Florida lancelet), 1292 nucleotides long. Its product is annotated as protein rolling stone-like. Gene Ontology annotation, cellular component: membrane. The record is from RefSeq and is a predicted model, not a curated record. NCBI's taxonomy places the organism in Eukaryota, Metazoa, Chordata, Leptocardii, Amphioxiformes, Branchiostomatidae. The transcript is spliced from 3 exons. The coding region runs from base 1 to 423 and encodes 140 amino acids.